Tribolium madens (black flour beetle) is the source of this 2746-nucleotide messenger RNA. Its product is annotated as zinc finger matrin-type protein CG9776. Gene Ontology annotation, molecular function: nucleic acid binding; zinc ion binding. Bases 83 to 2650 code for a protein of 855 amino acids. The record is from RefSeq and is a predicted model, not a curated record. Gene Ontology annotation, cellular component: nucleoplasm. The transcript is spliced from 8 exons. Gene Ontology annotation, biological process: positive regulation of DNA-templated transcription; negative regulation of DNA-templated transcription. NCBI's taxonomy places the organism in Eukaryota, Metazoa, Arthropoda, Insecta, Coleoptera, Tenebrionidae.
UCUACCCCCACGUAACCCCAGUCACAAAACAAAGGUGGAGUAGCGUUGUGUUGUCAGAAUGUUUUAUUUGAUGUGAUUAAUUAUGGUUGAUGGUUGCAGAGUAUUUGCGUCUGAAAGCGAAUUGCGUCCAUCCAGACAUGACAAAGUAAGGGUUUCCCCGAAAAUCAUUAUCAACAAGAAAUUUUUUACGAGUUUAUUGUCGGAACCACUUCACGCCAUGUACAAUAAUAACAAUCAGUACUCGGGUCAGGGGUACCAGAGUACCUACCCCCAGUACCAACAGAGCUACAGUUCAAAUUAUGGGUAUGAGGGGUACCCUCAGAACCAAUACUUGAAUACGAAUGUUCAACCAGUGCCCCCUGGUGAGGAAUACCCGCAAAACAAUUGGGCACCGGUCGGGGGCUACCAUAACAACGUUCCAGCACAGUCUUCGAGCACUUUUGAGGGAAAAAAUGAAGACGAAGGUGUGGCACAAGAAAGGAAAGCACAGAACGCCCAAUUGAUUAAACAACGUGAAGAAUAUGUAAGAAAAGCGCGUGUUUUACGAAGAGAACUUGAACUUCUACGCAAUCAAAAACAUGAAAUUAUGUCAGAAAAUUCCUCACAACGUGAUAUGGAAAAAAUUUUGAAGGAAAAUGUCAAAUUACAGGACGAAAUCCAAACUAAAAUGAAAGCAAUACAUAAUGUCAUUGAGAUGUUAUCAAGUAUUAUAAAAGACGGUUCGAAAAUAUCAGAUCUCGAAGCUCAACUCGAUGAAUCCCCAAAAACACAUCACAAAAAUCAUAUAAAAACUGAUUCAAUUGAUCCAUCAUCAAUCAAAUAUAAUUAUAUGCAUUAUGAUCCAGAAUUGCAUUGGUGUCGAAUGUGUGAUGAAUUUCCUAAAACGGCCAAAGAUUUUCUCUUACAUUUACAAUCUGAUAAACAUCGUAAUAAUAUACAAGAGAAUGAUGUUGGUGAUAAUACACCAUGGCAUAAAUUAUCACCAGAACCGGAACUUCCUUGCUAUGAAGGCGCCCCCAAAAAACGUAUACCAAUUCGAGGCUUACAAUUUUUUAUUUCCGCCCCUGCAUGGUAUUGCAAACUUUGUGAUACGUGGAUUGGUGAUUUGCAUUGUGCUUCACAUCAUUUAAAAUCGCAAGCACAUUUUCAAAAUUAUGCGAAUUUUGUUGAGCAAAAUCCUCAUUGGGAAAUUGAAUGGUUGAAAGAUCGUGAAAAAGCAAUGGCACGUAAUGAAAGACGUCGUUCAUCCGAUUCAGAUUCGGAUAAAAAAAAGAAGAAACAUCGUAAUAAAAGAUCAUCAAUGGAGUCAAGUAAUAAAGAUAAGAAAAAGAAGAAACGUUCAAAGAAACGUAGAAAACAUUCCAGUGAUACUAGUAGUAGUUCAAGUACAUCUGAUACAUCAACCGAUGAUGAUGAAGAAGAAGAAAAUAAUGAUAAAUCGAAAAGUAUUCGUGUUGUAAUGCGUAAUAUGAAAGUACAAUCAAUAAUGAAUGAAGAUUUGAGUGGUAAAUGGGAAAUGUUAGAACGUCUAGUCGACGAACAUAAGAAAAAAGAAGAAAUGCAAAAAAAAGAAGAUAAUUUAAUAAAUCAAUGGAUGACUGUAAGUGAACCACAAGAAAAAGAAAAAGUAUUACUUGAUAAUUUGAAAGAUCGAAUGAAACAAAAACAGGAAUUGGAAAGAGUAAAAUAUGCCGAAAUGGAAAAGAAACAACGUGAAAAAGAACGUGAAGAAAAGGAAAUGAAAGAGAGAAAAAUGAGAGAAGAACAAGAAAGUAAAGAACGUUAUGAAAGAGAAAGACGUGAACGUGAUCGUGAAGAAUAUGAAAGAAUAAGAGAUAAAGAUCGUAAUCAAGUGAGAUUUAAACCGAAAGAUCGUGAGAAUUACAGAAAAAGAAAGACACCGUCUCCUAGUCCUGAAAGGCCCCCACCACCUGAGCAACAAAGACAAUCAAAAGAACGACGCGAGACACCAAACAAGGAAGUGUCAAGGGAAAGGAAUGGAAGAGAGAGUCAAGAGCGUCAUAAUAAAAGUCGCAGUCCUGAAUCAUCAAAAAAGCCCCCCACUAAACGUCUCCCAUUUAUUGGUCGAAUGCCACUUUUUAAAAAUAAAAAAAUUGAAGAGAAAGUCGAGAAAGAAAUCAAAAAGGAGGAUUAUGAUCUUCCUCGAGUGACUCGUUUUCAGCCUGGAAAUCUAGCACGUGCAUUCCUCCCCCAACCUGAUGUUGUUUGUUUUCCGAAACUUUCGAGUUAUCCCCCGAUUUCGGCUCCUCCACCACCAAGUGUCACUCAACCGGAUCCUCCAGCACCACCGAAAAUAAGUGAAGAUCAAACACCAAAAGCACCACCGGCUCCAAAAAUUGGUUCGAGUGAAAGUAAUGAUAAAAAUAGUCCGGAAAAAGAAGAGGAUAUGUAUGAGGAUCCGAGUCAAAUGAUGAUGAAUCAAUAUUAUUCCGAUUAUAAUGCGAUGUAUUCACAAAUGUAUGAUUAUUCGCAGUGUCAAGAAGAGCAACCACAACCGCCGCCUCCAGAUGAUAUUCCGUUAUCGCAUACUAUGCCCUUGCAACCGCCCCCAUUGCCCCCGAAUGAUCCCAGUGAGGAUUUAGCGAUGUUGGGGAUUAGUGCUGAUGAUAUGGCGGCUCAGAGUUUCUAAUUAUAGGUUUUCUUUUUUGGUAUUAGAUUUUAAUUAUUUUGCUGUAGUUUGGAUCGUAAUAUGUUAUUUGCCUUAAUAAAUGCGUUUCUUUUGUAA